Synchytrium microbalum is the source of this 870-nucleotide messenger RNA. RefSeq lists its product as uncharacterized. The coding region runs from base 1 to 870 and encodes 289 amino acids. The record is from RefSeq and is a predicted model, not a curated record. Lineage: Eukaryota; Fungi; Chytridiomycota; Chytridiomycetes; Synchytriales; Synchytriaceae. The transcript is spliced from 5 exons.
AUGGCCGCCACGUGUAACAAGCAUGAAUUGUAUGCACAGUCAGUACAAGCUGUGGAUACGGAGGUGGUUAAUCUAAUUGCAAUGAGAAGACAAAUCUCAUCAAGUCUGCAAACGGCAUUGAGUUUGCGAGAGGAUUUUUGUGGAACCGCUGUUCUCUGCCACGCAUGGUGCUCGUCCUUCAUAUCCCGUGUGGCAUACGGAAUCGACAACGACCCAGCUGUAAUCUCAUACGCCAGAACACACACAUUAAACGGAGACGACGCUUCCAGCCGUGUACAAUUAACGCUAGGAAGCGUAACUACACCGCGACACGAAUUCAAGACUCGGAUACCGAGAGUUGAUAUAAUCGCUGGCUUAAACUAUGGGAUUUGCUACUUUUACACGAGGAAGGAGCUACUACUGUAUUUGACACGAUGUAGAGACGGAUUACGGAAUGGUGGUGCGUACAUUUUCGAGCAAUCACCUAUAAAUCCAAUGACGAAUCUCGUCGCCAUGAAACUCCAUUUUUCCUUUUCGGAUGGAUCUCAACUUAGGAAUGCGUUUGGGUACGAUUUCCGGAUAUGGACUAUACCGGAAGUUCGUGAAGCUAUGAACGAUGCUGGAUUCAGGAACAUACACGUUUGGAUGGCACCGUUUCCUGAUUCUAAACCUUCAAAGGUGGCUUCACAAAGUGAGGAGGACGAUGAAGAGGACACUGGUGACGACGAGAGCGACGACGAAGGUGGCGAGACGGAAAGCCAGGGAUUCGAGUAUAGACGCGUUGAGGGAGAUCACUUGCCUCAGAUGCGUGGGUACAACGUAUACAUGGUCGCCACCGUAGGAGACUUUAUAGAAGACGAGGAAAUCGACGAAGAUCAGUACUCAUCGUAA